This is a messenger RNA of Lolium perenne, 669 nucleotides long. NCBI's taxonomy places the organism in Eukaryota, Viridiplantae, Streptophyta, Magnoliopsida, Poales, Poaceae. The record is from RefSeq and is a predicted model, not a curated record.
AUGUUGGAGAGGGAAGCUGUAGGCAAGGGGAGAUGCGAGGAGGGUCGCCUGCCGGCGAGCGUGCGGGGCGGAGCUGCGAGGACGGCCGCCUACCGGCGAGCGCACGGGCCGGAGCUGCGUGGAGGGCCACCUGCCGGCGAGGGCGUGGACUGGAGCAUCGAGGACGGCCGCCUCGUGGGCGAGCGCGCGGCCUGGAUCGUUGAGAACGGCGGCCUGCCGCCGAGCGCGACGGGGGUGGAGCGCGCGGGCAGGAGCGUCGAGGACGGCGUCCCACGGCGGGGCGGAGCGUCGAGGAGGGCCUCCUGCAGGGGAGCACGACGGGGCGGAGCGUCGAGGAGGGCCUCCUGCAGGGGAGCGCGACGGGGGAGCGUGGAGGAGGGCCUCCUGCAGGGGAGCACGGCGGGGCGGAACGUCGAGGAGUCCUGCAGGGGAGCACGGCGGGGCGGAGCGUCGACGAGGGCCUCCCUGCAGGGGAGCGCGGCGGGGGAGCGUGGAGGACGGCGACCUGCCGGCGAGCGCAGCAGCCAUCUGCCGGCGACCGCGGCGGGGGAGCGUGGUGGAGGGAGGCUGGGAGGGAGACGGGAGGGAUGCGGGGAUGGAGACGGGGGCAGUUUCCGAGCCUUUCCGAGCUCCCAGGCUCGGAAAGUUUUCCAAUCUAUUUACACGUGA